Messenger RNA from Vigna umbellata (rice bean), 1573 nucleotides. Its product is annotated as UPF0481 protein At3g47200-like. The record is from RefSeq and is a predicted model, not a curated record. NCBI's taxonomy places the organism in Eukaryota, Viridiplantae, Streptophyta, Magnoliopsida, Fabales, Fabaceae.
UCAGUUAUCUAGUACACUCACAAAUAUACCGACCAAACCAAUCUUUGAAUAGCAUUCCUGCACAACAUGAGUGAGACAACAUACCUCAACCCGAACUUUAGUGAACUAGAAAAGGCAAAGGAGACACCACAAAACACAGUUCCAAAGAUACAAAAGGUAGCACAUUAUCUCCGAGAUCGAAAGCAUUCGAAGAAGCAUUACUCCCCCAGGUUGCUUUCUAUUGGUCCAAUCCAUCAUGGUGAACCCAACCUGGAGCUGGGAGAAAAAUACAAGCGUAUGUGGGCAGCAAAGUACCUUGAACGCACCAAGCAAGAUGGCGAAACUCUGUAUGAAAAGUUUGCAUUACACGUCAACCAAUUGAAAGAACAGUAUGCUGAGGAUGUCGUCAGAGACUUCCGUGGUGAUGAUGAAAAGUUUUCGUGGAUGUUAUUUGUGGACGGAUGUUCUCUGCUACAAAUCCUGGACAAGGGAAACCUCAGUCAUCCCGAAGACUUGAAUGCUAAGGUUGACCAACUGGUUCUCGUGUGGCAGGAUGUGCUUUUGUUAGAGAACCAGCUUCCCUACGAAGUGCUUUUACUCUUGUCAGGCCACCAGAACGAUGACACACUGGUAAAAAGCAUGAACAAGUUUCUUGAGUGCCAUCAUUUGUCACCAAAGCAAAGAGAAAACACUCAUGGCACGACCAAGUUUAAGAAAAACGAAGACAGAGUAUCGGAUGAAGAUGGGGACCCAAGUGUUUAUGUGAGGAAAGAAGACUCCCUUAGUCAAGAACACAUAAUAGACAUAAGAAAGGAGCCACCUUUUCAUCUUCUCGAUCAGCUUCGCAGGUACAUCGUCGGUGACGCUCAAGAGGAAACCCAACAUCAGAAAGGUGACGCAGAAAACGGGGAAAGAGACGAGGAAAAAAAUGAAGAUUUGGACAUGACAACAUACAGAAACAUAGAGGAGCUGAAAGCAGCAGGGAUUAAACUCAAGGUAAAAAAGUCACGGAAUCUGAGAGACAUCUCCUUCUCUUAUCGGUGGAUGCGGUUGCGUGCUGAACUGACACUGCCAGAGAUCACAGUUGAUGACACAACAGCUCCUACUUUUCACAACCUGAUAGCGUAUGAGAUGUGUCCAGAUUUUGAGAACAAGUUCGAGAUUAGUUCGUUUGUGGCUUUCAUGGACUCGCUAAUCGACCACCCUGAGGAUGUGAAGGAGCUGAGAUCAGCAAAAGUUCUGUGCAAUUCGCUUGGGAGUGAUGAGGAAGUGGCGAAGCUCUUCAACACCAUAAGCGCUGACUUGGUGCCUAACAGUGAGAGCUAUUUGGGUGUUAGACGGAAAAUUGAAAAGCAUUAUAGGAAGAGAUACAGGGCAUGGCUGGCUCUUGGGUAUCAUACAUAUUUCAGCAACCCUUGGUCAAUCAUUGCUUUCCUUGCUGCACUUCUUGCUCUGGUUCUCACUUUCAUCCAAGCUUGGUUUGCCAUUCACCCUGUUUGUUGAAAUUUCUUUCUUACUUUUCAAUUUCUUUCACAAUUAGGAGUUUCACUUUCUAAGAGGCUCACGUUGAAGUUCUGUUUCUGAUCAAUGUAUU